UACAGGCAAGCUAUGGCUGAACGAGGCAGAUAUGAUGAGCUGGAGGCGAGAUAUGCCUCCAAUGCCUAUGCCUCCUACUACCGAAGAGUCGAAGAUAGCGUUACAAGCAAGACUAGGAUUAGGAUCACCAAAUGACCAGAGGACGAAUGCGAGACUGGAAAAAAUUCCUUCUACCCCCACGUCACAUGGAGAUGGAGACGCAAACGGUGAUAUCAGCGGUGACGAAGACCAAAGCGUUAGUGGCAGUGAACACAAUAUCGAGCAUAACGAUGAAAAUUCCAUGGACUCUGAUAGGGACGGGGCUCUUAAUCUGGUGACCGGCACGCCCUCCAACUCAACCCCAGCUCCACCUCUGCAUCCGCAAGCACCUCCUCCCGUCCCCCCCUCUACGCACACUCCACCCCCGCCACCUGCAACAGCCACGCCCACAGCUCGAACUCCCUCCCCUUCCACGCCCUCGAAUAAUCCUACUCCUGCGAAUCCGGCUCAAUCCACAGUAGGGGCGGCCCUAGCUGCCCUAGGAGGUCUCGGCGGACUGUUUGGAAACCAUCUACAGAUGUUAGGGGGGCUGCAGGCGGCCUUUCCCGCCCAGCAGGGGUUGCAUCAGUUGCAACAGCUCGCUAUGUUGCAACAACAGGGCGGAAACACGCAGAAUGGAGGCGCGCAAGGGCAGAUAAACGCUACGCAGGCUCAGUUCCUAUUUCAAAACCAGGGUUUCCUGCAAGGAUUUUCAAGGUCGCGUCUACAAACGAGAACUCCUCAUUCGAUGCAGGUGCAGCAAAUCGCGCAAGCAGCCCAACAGCUCCAACAAUUGCAGAAAGCGCAGCAGCAAGCGCAACAUCAACACCAGCAACACCCCCAUCCCCACCAACACCAUCACCACUCCCCCACUUUGAACACAAGUCACGCCCCCACGCAGCAACAUCAUCCAGUCACGACGCAGACCACGCCUCCAAGCACCGCCCACGCAGGCGGGCAACUGUCGGUACCGGCUGGCCUGCUCACUCCGACCACGCCUACUAGUGGAGGCGGACCACAUAUAGCCACGCCUACGCAUCACAUGAAGCCACCACAGGGUACUAGGAUACUAGAACCUUCGCCGGAGGAGACGACAGAUUUGGAAGAGUUGGAGCAGUUUGCUAAGACUUUUAAGCAGAGGAGGAUUAAGUUAGGUUUCACCCAAGGAGACGUUGGUCUGGCAAUGGGCAAGCUCUACGGCAACGACUUCAGCCAGACGACAAUCUCCAGAUUCGAGGCGUUGAACCUGAGCUUCAAGAACAUGUGCAAGUUGAAGCCGCUACUUCAAAAAUGGCUCGAAGAUGCUGACAGUACUUUAACUAACCCAGGAGCCCUCAGUAAUCCACUCACUACCCCUGAGACCAUCGGCAGGCGGAGGAAGAAGCGGACGUCCAUAGAGACCAGUGUGAGAGUGGCUUUAGAAAAGGCAUUCAUGCAAAAUCCCAAGCCUACCUCCGAAGAGAUCACUAUGCUCGCUGAUGGACUUUGUAUGGAGAAAGAAGUUGUAGUGCGAGUAUGGUUUUGCAACCGUCGCCAAAAAGAGAAGCGAAUCAACCCUCCUACAGCAGCUAUGGGCAGUCCAUGCUCAGUCAGUGGCCCCAACACAAAUGGGGCCAUGUUCCAUAUCGCUAACACUCUGGCAGCUACUAGCCCGCUAUCACUAGUCACCUCAGGCGGGCACAGUUUCAACCCCAACGUCAUGGUCAAGCAGGAAUGACAGUCGGUUAACUUUUUCGCCGAUCACUAUCUCGAAUAGUGGUUUUUGGAAUGAUAACGUGUUCUUCUAGAGCGUAAACUGCCAGAACUCUGUUUCAAAUAGCGUGUUGUGGUUACUAGAUUUUGAAAUGAUUUUAUGCGAUAACAGGAUAAAGGAUCUGAGAAAGUCAAUCCCUCGGGACCAUAUGGAAUGCAAGAAGUAGUGCCUCAAGUUCCUAUAAAAAUCGCUCUUCUACAAGUAUGGUUUCGAAAAGCCUGAUCCUCUAGCUGAAGAAAUGUAUUGUUGUUUAAAUUCGAUGAAAUGAGCACUUUUUGCAAAAAGCCAAAAUUUGCUUAAGGGAUCUUAUCUCGUGUGAUUUUCUUGGGCAGGAAACUAUGAAUCUAGUAGUAUAAUUGCUGUAUUAUCAAAAGGGCGGAAACAGUAUACUGAAUCCGGUACAGUGAUGGGCGAAUUGUAUACAUCAGGGAAAAUACACCAUACACCAUUGUGUACCCCUAUACAAUUACUUAUAAUUGUAUACGUCUUGAUACUCAUAUAGACAAUGUAAGCGAUGUAUACAAUAGCAAAAUACUUCAAUUAGGUCGCUUGUAAUCAUAUAUGCAACACCUGUAAGUGUUAUUUGAACAAUUAGAAUAGUUAUAAGUUAUUUAGUAUUUAUAUAUACAAAGUUAUAGUUUCAAAUAAAUUAGGAAUAUCUCUAAAAUGAAAUAAAAUAGAUUCUUGUAAUAAAAUCCCCUCAUUUGACUAAUUUAAUUCAGCUCGUCAGCAUCGUCAAUAUUUUCGCACGCCCAGCCAUAGGUAUUGUUUUUAAAUGAAAGUAAACCUAACCUCACGUAUGCUACUCUAUACAUAGUCUACACCAUUGUAUGCAUUGUAUAUGUAAUGUUUACAUUAUAUACACAUUGUAUACGUUAUCUACAUCGAAACGUCGACAAUUAAAGUAUACGCGUAAACGCCCAUCACUGAGCCGGUAACAAAACUGAUACAACCGUAGAGGAACAAGACAGUUAGUAAAUACACUGUAAAAGUUUCGCCUAAUGAACUCUUUCAAAAGUUACAGAAAUAAAACCGAUUUCCUGUGGCGGCCUUUACACAAGAUGUCCUGAAAGUUGGGUCUUUCCUUUUCAGAAACAACUACGUUUUUAAUAACAAAUCUAAUGGGUAGUGAAACAAUAUCGAAAAAGUUAAAAAAAGUAAAUGCAAAAAAAUUUCAAGUACAGCCCUGUCACCUGGAGGUAUUGUUCAAAGUUGCCUGCGAUAAAUUCAAAGGCACAGGUAUGAGCUCGUCGUAGGCUUUUAGAACGGAUUGCCUUUCCCGAAUGAAUGCUAAAUUACAAGUAGUUCGUCAACCGUGUUCACCUCAGUUUUAUACACUAAACGUUUUAUUUCACCCCAAAUAAAAAAAAGAACACGAAAAUCGAUCUGCAUGCACUCGCGAAGCUUCGUUAGCAUUUCGAAGACACUUACCGAAAGUUAAAAUAAGUUGGACAUCUCCGACCGACAUUGCUGUAUCAGUGUGCAAUUUACAAUUUUUUUUUAUAACCGAUGUGUAAAGAUUAUGUAUAUUGUAUACCAACGCAGCAAUCACCUGGAAUGAGUAGUGAUGCGCACGUUUCAUCUGAUCGAUGUGCAGGACCGGAUUAGAUUUUGUUUAGGCUUGAUUUAUUUUGGGGCGCAUUAUAUCUCGGUGAUCUUAAGACUUUGGGUACAUGUUACUAAAAAAAACUGAUCAUUUUCCCAAGAUCUAUACGCCGUGUAAAGGAAGGUCCAUUUUUGAGGACACCUGUAUAGAGGCCUGAAUCUUUGCAGGAGAGCCCGGUAUGACUUUUUUAUAGGAACGUGUGAUAAGUAUUAUUUAUGUGUUCUAUGUUUCCGGAAAUCGACAUCUUUUCCUAGGACACCUUGUAUAUGAGGUUAUAUAUAAAAAACUACAUAUAAAGCAUAAGGUCAUUACGGAAUAUUCUAUGCUACAUAAGAUUAAGUAUUUUCACCGACUAGAAGUGUUAUUUCGUCAUUAAUAAAGUCUAUUGAAAGCGUAAAAGCAGAUAGAAAAGAUGUCUUAAAAUAUUCGCUAUUUCCAACAGUGAUUCUGUAGUUUGGAACCGUUUUUUUCACGCAAGCAGGUGCAAUGGACAGUAACGAAUUGUAAAUGCAGCUUGAUCAUGCUGUGUGGUACUGAUAGUAUUUGUUACUUUUUUAACGCGAGUUUAGGUAAGCAUUUUCGGCGUGUCACUUGGUUUUAAGGGAAAAAGAUUUUAAUUGUUUUUCUAAAAUACAUAUCAAACUCCCGAAGUUUUUAUGAUUUUCAUUAUUCUCGACUGUUUAGUUUCGAAAUAAAUCAGUUCUCUCGCAUUGGAGAAUGAACAUUACUGAAAAUGCCUACCAAGGUGUAGUGAGUUAAGCUUGUGGUACAAUUUUCCAUUGGUAUCUUUAUCGAUAUAAAAAACUGUUUGAGUGAACAUAAUCACGUAAAACAGAAAUAUCAAGCAUACCACUAUUUAUUACUGGCACCCAUAACAUAUAUGUUUUUGCUAUUGAAAAAAGGAUUAUCCUCUUAUUUAUGAAUAGUAAAUAGACAUCACAUAGAACUCUUCUACUUUGAUAAUUGAUUUUUCACGAAAAGCCGCUAUAGUGUAAUGGUAAACCCGACAGAGUGAAAAUGGUUCUCGAAACUCACAAGUUGGAACACUGACCAUUAGCUAUAGCUAUAGCUUCAAUUAUGAAUGUAGAUUACAUCGAGAGUGGCACUCACUACAAACUCACCGACUCUAUCUCUGUAAGUACGAUUUAAUCAUUUAUACCAAAUAUACGACUUUGUAUCAUGUAUGUACGUAGGUAGCGAUUAUAUAUCUUAACUGUUUUAAAUAAUUUUUCAAUUGUACAUUAUGUCUCUGUUGCUCUUUUUGUUUAUUUGUUCUUUGUGUAAAUAGCUGGUAAUAACAGUUUUUAGGGACGUGGUAAGUUAAUGAUAGUAAUAGUAGAAUUUGACAAAUGGCAUUCUUCAGUAAAGCAGGGUCUCAUAAAAUUUAUUAUAUUUGAGGAUGACAUUUGUUGAGAACAAGUACUGUAAAAAAUAUCUUGUAGAUAGUGACGUCAAGACAGGUGGUAACAAGAAGAAUAUUAUAUAAAUAUAAGUGAAGUAUCGUCUUUUAGCUUUUAGUCCAAGAGAUAACAAGAGGUCUUCUGAAGUAUUAUAUUAGAACGAUGAAAUAAACUAUAUCAGGUUCAUAUUUAUCAAAAAUGGCAUCAACGUCACUGUUGGAAUCAUUUGACACCAAAAAUAAAAUGAUUUUUCUUAAAAUAAUUGACAUGAUGCAGUUUCUUAUUGGACUAUUAGAUUAAUAUGACUUUUAAACGUAAUCUUUCAUCAUAAAAAUAAAUGUGUAUGUCAGUGUAAAUAUAUAUCUAGAAUUUGGUUCUUUUUCUAUAUUAGUAGUAGGAGGACCAAUAUAGAGAUGUUUCAAGUUCCUAUAAACUAAAAUUAAUUGUUGAUAUUAUUAUUGGUGAGGAUGCACGGUGUAAUGUCGAUAUCAGAAAUGUUUCGUGACUUUGCUUUAACAAGUAGUUGCAUAUAUAUUUUCAGAGAUAAGUCUUCAUAUUUCUGUCGUUUAGACGUUGAAUAAUAAUUAAAAGUUGGGAAAGAUUAUUGCGUACAUUUAUUGGAUCUGAGGGCUUGAGAUGAAUCUUUCCAGUAUGUUCAUGCCUACUAUCUCUGAAAAAAUAAAUGUUCUCUAACUUACUCUCUGUAUUCGACUGAUUGAAUUUCAGUAAGACCUGAUUGUUAAUUUUUCAUCGAUGGUGGGAAUAGGGUCUUUGUCAUGUGUGAUAUUUUAUUUCGUUCUAUGAUCUGCGCGCACACAUAUAUUUACCGUAUACAUAUUUGGGUAUCACGGUGAAGUAGAUGGAUGAAUAUGGGUGGAUUCAAUAAAAGAGAGAUUCAAUAUUUUAACUCAUCAGAGAUAGAUGAAAAAUGUUUUUGUUGAGUAUGCAUUCAGCAUUGCACCAAUAGAAACAGUAAGACUUUUUGCGAAUUAAUUUUGUUUGGAUACAUCUACUAUUCAGGUUAGUUUCAGGGGAUUAAGCCUGUACAUUUAGGUUAAAUACAGAAAUGUAUUGUAGUAUUCAGAAUUCUAAUCCAAAAACUGAUUUGAAUGAUACGUACUUCACACUACUCCUGCAUCAUACGUACUGCCUUGUAAGACUGCUAUAUUUCAUUGAUGUAUUAAUUUUUCUAAAAAUAAAAAACUAAAUGAUAAAUCAAUAUGACCCAAGAAUUGACGGGGCAUAUUCUUAUAUUGAUACUGAGAUAAAAAAUAAGGUAUGCUUGAUCCGGGCCUUAAUGUGCACUGAAUCUGUCUGAAUCUAAUUGUCAGAGAUAUAUCCAAACGAAUGGCGAAUUACAAUAAAUAUUGAAGUGAAAAAUAACUAUAAGCGACUCAGUAAUUCAAUUUGACAUAUCUUUCUAUUUGUACAGAAACAAUAAGUAUUUUAACCUCAUGCGCUGACUUGCUCUUAGUUAUUUUUUGAGGUUUGAAGAGAUAAUAUCUGUAUCAUAUCACAACUUAAAUACACAGUUUUGAUAAGAGAGGCUGAGACUUCAUAAGUCAAAUUGCUACAAAGCUUUUAAUAAGUUUUUUGUGUUACUGUAAAUGAUGUUCCAUUGAUUGAUUUUUCUUAGUAGUCUAUGUGGAAAUUUUGCUUCUCAUGUAACUUGCACACUGUUUGCUCUGUCUUUUUCAUGAUAGAAUUGAGAUAAAAUAUCUAAGCAAUUGGAACACGUAAGUCCGUUCAGCUGUGUGGGCUGAAGUUUUGUCAUGAAAAACCAACAGAGUAUUUUGAACGAUUCAACAAUCUAGAGAUCAUUUUUGUGACAUUCACAGGAUAUCUGAUACCUCCAAUUACUCACUUCAAUUAUUUUUUGUCUUCAACUUCAAAAUACCAUAUUUGAAUAUUAUAAUUAUAUAUGGAUAGUCAUAAAGGAAUAUCAGAGAACCUGUGAAUUUUGACAUUGAUACGUCGGUUAUGUGAAAGUAAACAGGUAUACAAAUUUGGUAGACAUGAAUGUAACUUUUCCAUCAAAUUAAUUUUCUUUGCUAUAUUAUCUGGAAUAAUAUUAAUGGAUAUUUUGGAUUAAAAGAUUUUAUAUGUGUAUUGUAGAUAUAGGUAUGUAUAUGUGUGUAGUGUACCGUGGACAUGUAUUAGAAAAUAAAACACAUUUCAUCAGGAACAAAAUGAAUGAGUUAUUCGUACUUCUACAUAUGUUAUGUGACAGUAAAAUUGUUCUCAUUGUUUUAUGGUAGUAUUUUUAAACCUAAUAAUGAAAUGUGAAUGUAAAAAGAAAAUAGAUUAACGGCAAGUGUGAGGCGGCCCUGUUCAGAUGUGUAUUAUAUUACUGCAAGAUUGUGGUCUAGGCAAUAAUAACACUACUUGUACAUUAUUUUCAUUAAAGAAAUGAAUUCGUAUAUAUAAAA
Acanthoscelides obtectus is the source of this 7206-nucleotide messenger RNA. The record is from the annotation of a GenBank genome assembly. Lineage: Eukaryota; Metazoa; Arthropoda; Insecta; Coleoptera; Chrysomelidae.